AUGAAGUGGUUUCCUCUCCUCCUCCAAGCUGGGCUCUCCCAAGCCGCCCUUCGAUUCGGAUGCUCGACUGUAUCAAUCCAGCGAUUAGAUCCGCUUGUCGAGCCUGCUCGCAUCCCUUCAGCCCACGUUCAUCAGAUUGUCGGCGGAAAUGCCUUUAAUGCGACUAUGGAAGGGGAUAUUGGCGAGCAGGGAAGUUGCACGACAUGCGCCUACACUGAGGAUUUCUCCAACUACUGGACGGCGGUGAUGUACUUCAGGCAUGAGAACGGUUCUUACAAGCGGGUGCCGCAAUAUCCGAAUGCUCAGCUGGGUACUGAGGGCCAAGACGCGCCCGACAUCAACGGUGGCAUGACGAUCUACUACACUCAGAAGGACUUCAGUGGCAACGGUGACAAGUAUAUCACCGCUUUCAAACCCGGGUUCCGCAUGACAGUCGGCAGUCCCGCAACGAACACCCUCGCGGAAGCAAAAGCAAACCCAGGCCUCCGAUACACGUGCCUGCAGACAAUCCUGACCCGGGGCAGCGAGACUCCCGAUUUCCCCAGCAAACCGUGCCCCGCCGGCAUCAUGGCCAUUCACCACUUCCCCUCGUGCUGGGACGGCAAGAAUGUCGACAGCCCCGAUCACCAAUCUCACAUGUACAGCACGACCAAAGGAGCGUUCGCCGAGGCCGGUCCUUGUCCCGAUUCCCACCCGGUCCGGGUACCGCAGAUUGCGUAUGAAACAAUGUGGCAAACGCAGCUGUUCGAAGAUAUGUGGCCGAAAGACGGAUCUCAGCCUUUUGUUUGGUCCUAUAUGGAUAGUCAGGGGUAUGGGACUCACGCGGAUUACGUGUUUGGGUGGAAGGGAGAUUCUCUACAGCGUGCCAUGAAUGAUUCCUGCAUGUUUCACGCGUGUGGGAGUCCGGGGGCGCCGGGAAUACUGAAAACCCAGUCUGUUGCUGAUAUGAACAAGUGUUCGGUGAAGAGCACUGUUGCCGAGGACACGGAGGGUUGGCUUUCGGAGCUUCCGGGCCAGACGGCGGGGCAGAUGCCGGGGAUGACGGGAAUGAGGUUUACGGCUUGA
Messenger RNA from Phialemonium atrogriseum, 1065 nucleotides. RefSeq lists its product as uncharacterized. The transcript has 2 exons. The record is from RefSeq and is a predicted model, not a curated record. NCBI's taxonomy places the organism in Eukaryota, Fungi, Ascomycota, Sordariomycetes, Cephalothecales, Cephalothecaceae. The coding region runs from base 1 to 1065 and encodes 354 amino acids.